This is a messenger RNA of Ctenopharyngodon idella (grass carp), 3060 nucleotides long. Its product is annotated as 60 kDa lysophospholipase-like. The transcript has 20 exons. The record is from RefSeq and is a predicted model, not a curated record. Gene Ontology annotation, biological process: amino acid metabolic process. Bases 667 to 2424 code for a protein of 585 amino acids. Lineage: Eukaryota; Metazoa; Chordata; Actinopteri; Cypriniformes; Xenocyprididae. Gene Ontology annotation, molecular function: asparaginase activity; protein binding.
UUGUUCAUUGGUUGAAUCGGCUCAGUGCUGAUCCAUGUACAAAACCGAUCAAACCAGGUAUAGAGAGUGAGAACACAUCUUACUGAUCGGAAAAAGUUAUAUAGUAGAGAGAUCGCAGUGGAACAGCAUCGGUUUCAUUAAUCAGGUUUCCUGCGUAUCUUGGUCGGGUCUUUUAGUAACGAGGGGAUUCUGUUCAUUGAUCGGUGAGGAGUGUGAAACCUUAGAUGGCGAGCCAACCAACUGGAUCUUCUGGAGUCUCUGCGAGCUUGAACUUCAAAUCCUGAGAAACAUUAUGUGGUCCUGUGAAUAUUGUCUGGAUAGACGAUGGUUCACACUAACCAAUCUAUUUUCAGAAGAACAGAUUUUGACAGAUUUGACAUGUACAACCCACACUUAUCUCAUUUCCUUAAAAAGGGACCUUUUGGAGAAGCUGAACUACUACUGUGAAUAAUUACUCAAUGUCUUCAGUACACUUAAAAGUAAGGGAGAUAUGACUGAAAGGAACUGCUAUGAUGUGAUUUCAAAGAAAUCCUGUGUCACGUGAUUUCAAAGUGUCCUGGAUAUAUAAAUACCAGCAAAGAGCUUUAUUUGGUAUUUGGACCUCUAGAGGUGGACAGAAGAUACAGAAAUCAACGCUCAGUGAAAUAAUAGCAGAUCCAAAUCAACAUGAUGUCCAGGUUUUGCUUCUGGCAGAAGAAGAAGAAUAAGGAGAAAGAAAGGCCACAUGAUCUGGUUAAAAAGGAAGAUAAUGAAGAAACAUUUAAUAUGGAGCAAACUUCAGUUCCUGUCACAUCACAAGUUCAAAUCACUAAAGCUAAGGACAGCACAGACCACAGUCCUAAAACAAAUACAUCAAGAAGAGAAAAUCAGGCAGAUGAUGAACACAAGAAAUCUAUCAGACUGGACGGCACGGGUCAGAGUGAUGAGGCGAGGGUCCUGGUCAUAAACACCGGUGGAACCAUUGGAAUGACGUAUCAUAAUAACGUUCUGUCUCCAGAACCUAAUGCUUUUGUUGAAACUCUACGUAAACUCUCUAUUCUGCAUGAUGAGCAGUACGGUUCACCUCAGGAGAACACGCUGGUGCUGCCACUGUCCAAACAGAAUAAGAGGAUUGUAUAUACAGUUUUAGAGUACUCUCCUCUCCUCGACUCCUGUAAUAUGACCACAGAUGACUGGGCCAGGAUUGGAACAGACAUUGAGAGACACUAUGAGCAAUAUGAUGGUUUUGUCGUCCUGCACGGCACAGACACCAUGGCUUACACCGCUUCUGCCUUAUCCUUCAUGUGUGAGAAUCUGGGAAAGCCUGUCAUCUUCACUGGCUCACAGGUGCCCAUCUAUGAGAUGAGGAAUGAUGGAAGGGAGAACCUCUUGGGGGCGCUGUUGAUAGCAGGACAGUAUGUCAUCCCUGAGGUUUGCCUGUAUUUUCAUCAUAAGCUGUUCAGGGGCAAUCGUGUCACCAAAGUGGACCCUGGAAGCUUUAACGCGUUUACCUCUCCAAACCUGCCGCCAUUAGCACAAUGCAAUGUCGACAUCAAAAUUAACUGGGACAUUGUGUGGCGAGCCAAUACAACUGCCAGAUUCACUGUCAACACACAACUGAACCGUAAUGUGGGUCUCCUGCGACUCUUCCCAGGAAUCACUGCUGAUAAAGUCAAGGCCUUCUUGCAGCCUCCUAUGGCUGGGAUCGUAUUGGAGACCUACGGCAGCGGUAACGCCCCUGACAAGGGCACCGAGCUGCUGGAUGAGAUCCGUAAAGCGACAGAGAGAGGUCUCAUCAUGAUCAACUGCACCCAGUGCCUCCGGGGCACGGUCACAACCUCAUACGCCACUGGCCAGGCUCUGAGUGAUGCCGGUUUGGUCGCUGGGUUUGAUAUGACCACAGAAGCCGCUCUUUCAAAACUCUCCUAUGUGCUGGAAAAACAAGACCUCAGUCCAGAAGAGAAGAAGGAGAUGCUGUGUCGUAAUCUGCGUGGUGAGAUGACCGCUGAUCUGGACGGAGCAAAGCUUUCUCUCCGCGACAGUCGCUUUAUUCAGAUCUUGGCCAAGUCCCUCAACGUUAGCUGUAACGAGCAUUCACAGGAGCUUGACGCCAUACGAGAUGCACUAACUCCCACUCUGGUCUGCGGUGCUGCUAAGAUCGGAGACACUGACACUUUAAAGGCCAUAAGGGAAAUGGGCUCUGACUUGAACAUGGCAGACUAUGAUGGCCGCUCUCCUCUCCACGUCGCUGCAUGUGAGGGGCAUCUGAAUGUGGUGGAGUAUCUGCUAAAUGAAGGGGCUGAUGUCGAUGCUAAAGAUCGCUUUGGUGAUACACCACUUCACAAUGCUGAACGCUUCAGGCAUGAGGACGUUGUAGAAUUGCUGAGGAGGAAUCGAGGUCAUUUUUCCCAGGAUGACAUGGUUGAUGCUGGAAGCAGCCACUAGACGUGAGGAGGAUGAGUUCUUAAAACAGGCGGCUCAGUACCAAACAGUCUUGCUUUCAGACCCUGAAUAUUCCAGGAGAGAACUUUGAAUUCUGAUGCUGAACUAGAAGACGUCUGAAGACCCUCAAGCUUGUGCCAGGCUGCGGCCUUGACUUUCCAUCCACCAAAGAUCCUCUGACUCCAACUAAUUCUCUCUCAUCAACACAACAUCAGCGAAAGAUCAACGGGAGCCUCCACAAACUGCAUCAGGACAGUUUAUUUCAAAUGGGCGAGACAUGCAAGUAUCAAACUUAAGUCUCAUUAGUUGAUACAUUAAAGGCACACUAUGUAAGUUUUCGCCACCAGAGGUCACAUUUUCAAAACAAUUACAAAGGUGAAGCUUGAUGAUGCUAUGAAGGAGAGAUGUUGAUUUCACCAUACAGAGAAGUAUGAAAUUCACAAAUCAUGUUCACGGAUGAAGUAAUGAAUUGUUUUUGUAUUACCUGUAUGUUUGAUCACACUAUUUUAUGUCAUCGUAAUAAAUUCACUGCAAGGAAUGUGAAAUUUAAUGCUAUAUUGCUCUGUUACUGAUAUGUGACUAUUUGGCAAAUGAUUUGGUUGGUUAAUAAUAAAUAAUGCAUAUUAAUAUAUAUAAUAA